Messenger RNA from Tachysurus fulvidraco (yellow catfish), 2718 nucleotides. Its product is annotated as proline-rich protein 5-like. The transcript has 10 exons. Bases 143 to 1300 code for a protein of 385 amino acids. Gene Ontology annotation, cellular component: TORC2 complex. Gene Ontology annotation, biological process: TORC2 signaling. The record is from RefSeq and is a predicted model, not a curated record. NCBI's taxonomy places the organism in Eukaryota, Metazoa, Chordata, Actinopteri, Siluriformes, Bagridae.
GUUAGAGGAAGUUUGACUUGGGGAGCACUGCAGUCUGGCUCACACCAUUCUGUGGGGUUUUCACUGAUGUAAAGGCUUUUUAAAGAGAUUAUCUUGCUGGUUUUAAUGGUGUUGUUCCAUUGAUUAUAUUCAAAGCCUGAACAUGGAGUGGAGUUAUGUUCUACCCAUUCAUUUAAUGGAGCUGAAGCUGAUGAGUUCGCCGAGCCUCAGUGAACUGGGCAAGACUGAAAAGGCUGCUUUGGAGGAUAGAGGCACUCAGCAAUGCAGGGCAGGGGCCAACGUCAUCUGGAAUAGUAUCCAUAAUGCAGUAAUCGGCAUGUUCCAGAAGAAAGAUCUGGGAGACAAUGAGCUGUACUCUUUAAAUGAAGGAGUCAGGCAGCUGCUGAAAACAGAGCUGGGCUCCUUCUUCUCAGAGUACCUGCAGAACCAGCUUCUAACCAAAGGGAUGGUCAUCCUGCGAGACAAAAUAUACUUCUAUGAAGGUCAAAAGUUACUCGACGCUCUGGCUGAAACCUGGGACUUUUUCUUCUGCAAUGUUCUCUCAAUGCUGCAGGCCAUUUUCUACCCAGUGCAGGGGAAGGAGCCCACUGUAAGGCAGCUAGCACUCCUGCACUUUCGGAACAUUAUAACCCUGAGCAUUAAGCUGGACGAUGCUUUGUCUCGUCCCAAUGCUUGUGUUCCUCCUUCCAUCAUACAAAUGCUGCUCAUACUGCAGGGGGUGCACGAGUCUCGAGGAGUGAGUGACGACUACUUAAAGUUGGAAUCUCUGAUCCAGAAAGUUGUGUGUCCGUACCUGGGAACACACGGCCUCUAUACUGAUGACGGCUGUGUGGCACAGUGCUCCUGUGUGCUGGAGAAGCGUUGGCAGCGGCACUGGCCCCAUCUCGACUCCUCGGGCAGGAACCCUGUAGUGCGCUCUAAAAGCUACAACGUCUCCAUGUUGACACCUGUGGCCGAGUACGAGACAGAGCCCACAUCAGUGGGCAGUGCUGGAGUCCGACGACACUCUGUGUGCCAGAUGACCUUGUGUCAGGAAGAGCCGGCAUUCUCCAGCACAAAGUCCAGCCCUGAGUCGAACAUCACACCACAGCUCUCGUCCUCUCACCCAUCCACAGAACACGACUCGGCUCUGACAGCCUGCAAAGGGCAAAUGACAGAAACGUCUCCUCUACCGUCUCCUUCCAUUGAGUUUGGUCCCGUGAGGUUCUCGCUGCCCCUCUGCAGUGAAGCUGCUCAACUGAGAACAACCUGCUCUGGUCUUUCACUCAUUCAGCCUCAGCCUCAGGACCCAAGCACCUGAUUCUAGAGCUUCCUUAUGACGUCGUCUUCUCUCUGCAAGCCCAUGACAGUAUAUAUAGUGUACAAUAAUCACACAGGCUCAGUUUAGCUUCCAAACAUGCUCCACAGUGUAGUUAGCACUAUAGAUGUCUUGGUGUGUUUGCAGAAGGAACAUUUGCCAGACUGUGGUGUCGAAGUGAUGAUACCUCCUCACCCUUCCUCAAUAAAUUAUUUUCUUAUUCUGGAAUGAACAAAGACCUGCUAAAAAAAAAAAUGUCUCCUUUACCUCUGUAGAAGGAAAGCAAGUUGAGGAAAGUCAAUAAUUCAUUAAUGUUAAUGAAUGUUCUUCUGUUUGUUUUUAGUUAGCAAGCUGAAAUCUAGAUAAUGGUAAAUAAUUUAUUUACAACCUUCAGGUUUGAAUAAAUUAUAAACAGAGUAAAGCAUAAGUAGAUCACUCAUAGGUUAUGUUCCCUUUUUUUAAACAUGAAAACAUUAAACUCAUUUCAUUGUCUAUGUUUUAUGAAUUUAAAUAUAGGAUCGUUUUGUCCCUCAUUUAAAUACUUUUAUUGGCUGAAUACUUUUAACUACAUUUAACCGUGUAAGAUUUUAGCCAGGAUGUACUUUCACUCUAUCAUGUCGGAGUCCAACCCUGUUGGCAGGCUCAUGUUUAAGUGUGUAAACUUUCAGACUCGUACAGAAACAACUAAAUCAGUGGCAUGUGAAACGUGUCUCAUCCUGAUGUUACAGAUGAUGCUGUAGCUCAAUCUGAUGGUGUGAAAUAUUUAUAAUACUCUAGAAGUAAUACUGCAGCAGCUACUUUAGUUAUUAACACACCUGCUGCUUCACACCUUUAAAUACAAUAGACAUUAUAUUACAAUGUAUAGUGGGUAUAGAAAAGAAUCAGCCACUUCAAUAUAAUCACAUUAAUGUUGCGCUGCAGAGUGAAAUUAUAUAUAUUUUUUAUUUGACAUUUCUUUAUCCAGCUAUAUUUCCUCACAUAACAUCCAAGAAAAAAAAGGAAAAAAAUGAUAAAACAGAAUGACCUGUUGGCUAAAGCAGCGGUCCUCAAACGUUUGUGCACCACAGACCCAUAAUUCAAUACAUCAGCGGGAGGUUGUAAAUAAACACAAAGUGCAUAACACAAAUCAUACAAAUACCACUCAACAACAAUAAAGGAGAAUCAGUGGGAACUCUGAGCUUAACACACUCACGUUUGUUGAUGUGUUGACCUACAAUAAUUGCAUCUGCCCUUCUAGUUCUUUACUUUUGGCUUGUCUGUUAAUGCAGGAUGCUUUAAAGCCUCAAAGCAGUCUUGAAGUCUUCAUUGCCUCAUUUGCCAAUCUAUGGCUACAUAUUAUGCACAGAGGGUUCAGUGCAUCACAAUUACCUGUUGUUAUAAACCCUGUAUUUUAAGUAUUAAAAUAAACUGUUGGCCCCCUU